GUGUGUGUAUUACGUAGCCGCGCACAGAUCUCGAGGCUGUUGUUCUGGCGACCAGCUCGAGGAAUUAACGAUUUUUUUCUAUUAAAGAGAAAAUACAGCAGUAACGGACGCGUACUAGAGACGUUAACGCAAACUCAGAGUAUUUUUCUAGCUUUUUUGACGUUUAUCUUAACCAUGGCUGUACUAGAUUAUCUGAAGAAAUGACUCCGCAAAAGUUUUGACUUGUAUUAAAUCAUUUGUAUUGUUGGGGCUCUCCCAAACGGAUCAUUGAAGACUCGAUCAAGCGAUUAGGAAUUACGGAAUUUCAUGUAAACUUUGUAAAUGAAGAUUAAAAACAUCGGCACGCGCUUAUUCUCUCUGCCGGACAUCGCACAUGGGGUGACACCGAAGAGCUUCCUGGGCCGCUGAGACGUGCCUUCGGGCUGGGUGUCUCGUUUCCUGUGACCCUGCUGGCCCAGACAAGCUCAGACAACCUGCCCCCUGAAUGACUACUGGCCGUCCGGUUGCAGGGCUUUGCCAAGCUGUCACCAUGAGCAAAUACUCCCAGUACUUCAACAAGACCCUCAUACAGGUCCACUAUCGUUCUGCCAAGGACAUGAACGACGUGGAAAUUAAAGACCGCAUGGAGAGUAAACAAAGCCUGGACACCCUGAAAAUUGUAUUUGUCAUUAUCUGCAGCAUCAUCAUCUUGGAAAACCUCCUGGUGCUUAUCGCCGUGUUUCGCAACAAGAAGUUCCACUCGGCCAUGUUCUUCUUCAUUGGAAACCUCGCCUUCUCUGACUUACUGGCUGGCUCUGCUUAUAUCGCCAACAUCUUUCUGUCAGGCCCUAGGACAUUUCAUUUGGUGCCUGUCCAGUGGUUCAUACGAGAGGGGACCGCUUUCAUCGCCCUAUCCGCCUCAGUUUUCAGCCUGCUGGCUAUCGCUAUAGAGCGCUACAUUGCCAUCACCAAGGUCAAGGUGUAUGGCUCCAACAAAACUUGCCGCAUGUUCCUUCUGAUCGGUGCGUGCUGGGUGAUGUCCAUCCUUCUGGGAGGUCUUCCCAUUAUCGGCUGGAACUGUAUUAACCACCUGGAUGAUUGCUCCACUGUUCUGCCUCUCAACACCCGAUACUACGUCCUGUUUGUCGUCACCAUCUUUACCAUCAUCUUGCUGUCCAUUGUGAUCCUUUACGUGCGCAUCUACCUUAUUGUGCGCACCAGCCAACAAGAGGCCACCAAUUCUCCAGCUUACGCUCUCCUGAAGACAGUCACGAUCGUGCUGGGCGUCUUCAUCAUUUGUUGGCUGCCUGCCUUCACCAUCCUUCUCUUGGACGCUUCCUGUCCGAUCCAGCAAUGCCCUAUCCUCAAUAAAGCCGACAUCUUCUUCAGCAUUGCCACGCUGAAUUCUGCGUUGAACCCGUUGAUCUACACGUUGCGGAGUAAGGACAUGAGGAAGGAGUUCCUCAGGGUUUUGUGCUGCUGGGGGCUGCUCUACUGCGGCAGACCUCCUCACCGCUGCAUGGUGCCACUCAAGAGCUCAAGCUCAAUGGAGCACUGCACCAACAAACACGAACAUCAGUCGACUCCCAUCAUGCAGGACUGCACUACCUGUGUCUGAUUUCGUCUCCACAGUUCCUAGGUGCUUAAAGAUAAGGGGAGACUCCAUCUUGGAGACAAGGCACAGAAGACAGAAGCGUUCAGAGACCUCAUGGAUAAAAUGAGAAUGGCAAUCAACGUCUUUGGACCCUUGCAUUUAGAGCAGCUAUCACAGGUGUGGUACUGGACUCCCUUGUGUCCUUUGUUGCUUCUAUCCUUGCAAAGGUUUCUGACCAU
Rhinichthys klamathensis goyatoka is the source of this 1812-nucleotide messenger RNA. It is a transcript of the gene s1pr2, whose product is annotated as sphingosine-1-phosphate receptor 2. Gene Ontology annotation, cellular component: membrane. The record is from RefSeq and is a predicted model, not a curated record. Gene Ontology annotation, molecular function: sphingosine-1-phosphate receptor activity. Bases 485 to 1597 code for a protein of 370 amino acids. Gene Ontology annotation, biological process: sphingosine-1-phosphate receptor signaling pathway. The transcript has 2 exons. Lineage: Eukaryota; Metazoa; Chordata; Actinopteri; Cypriniformes; Leuciscidae.